AUGGACGAUAUUAACGAGGAGCGGUUUUACACGUUUGGUGGAGUGGUCCGCGAAUGCCUUGUGCAAGAGGAUUCUAUCGUUGAAAGGAAGAAACGCGUUUCACACCGCGAGAUUGAACAACUCUCCGACACGACAGAACUUCAAAAUCUCAUCAAAGGUGUGGGAAAGCCUGAUGUUUCCAUCGUAUUCUCCAUUACGAACCUGGAGAGGACCCUAUGUGGAUACUAA
Molecule: messenger RNA, 228 nt
Organism: Phytophthora nicotianae INRA-310
Lineage: Eukaryota; Oomycota; Peronosporomycetes; Peronosporales; Peronosporaceae
Exons: 1
Coding region: 1-228 (75 amino acids)
Source: RefSeq, a predicted model, not a curated record